Messenger RNA from Trematomus bernacchii (emerald rockcod), 2425 nucleotides. Its product is annotated as GTPase IMAP family member 7-like. Gene Ontology annotation, molecular function: GTP binding. The coding region runs from base 202 to 1275 and encodes 357 amino acids. The record is from RefSeq and is a predicted model, not a curated record. The transcript has 3 exons. NCBI's taxonomy places the organism in Eukaryota, Metazoa, Chordata, Actinopteri, Perciformes, Nototheniidae.
AAAAGACGGAGCGCUGGACGUCAGAUAAAUGAACAGAAGAAGACAGACAAGAAGUAAACACUCACAGGAACACGUCAGGAGUCAGGACCGGGCGAGUGGACCCAUCUGAGUGAAAUCUACAUCACAUUGAACAUCCCUCCUAAAAAACCAUCUUGGCAUCCGGAGGGUGAACACUGUAAACACUGACAUAACAAAGAAUCAAUGGAAGAAGUUGAUGUAAACAACCUCAACAUCAUGCCUUGUGCUGAGCAGGAGGAUCAGGGGAAUCAUGUGCCGCCCCUGAGGAUCAUGCUUCUUGGGAAGAGCGGGGUCGGCAAGAGCUCGAGUGGGAACACCCUCGUCGGAAAACAGGUGUUUCUAUCAGACAUGAGGCUGAAGAGAGUCACUCGAUACUGUGAGGCGGGGAGUGGGACAGUCAAGGAUGUUCCCGUCUCUGUGAAAGGGGAAACAAAGGAUGUGCCUGUCACUGUGAUUGACACUCCCGGACUUUUUGAGACAAAUCGCAACAAGGAGGCACUAGUGCGGGAUAUUCUGAAAUGUGUCAAACUCCAGGAACCAGGAACCCACGUUUUUGUGUUGGUUGUCCCGGUAGGAAGGAUGACUCAGGAAGACGAAGACACCAACUCCCUGCUGGAGGAAAUGUUUGGCCCGAGGAUUUGGGACUACACCAUCGUGCUGUUCACCCAUGGGGAUCGUCUGGAAGGUAAAACGAUAAACGGCGUCAUCACCGAGAGUGACGACAAACUCCGCAACUUCCUACGAAAGUGCAGCGGUGGCUUUCACGUCUUCGACAACAAGAACCCGCAGGACCAGGACCAAGUGACCAGCUUCCUGGAAAAGAUCCAGACCUUGGUGGCCCUGAAUGGAGGGCAACAUUACAAAACAGAUCUGUAUCCAAAGCAGGAGAGGAAGAUAAGAGAAAUACAGGAGAGCCUCCUGGCAGAGAGCGCUAAGGAGAUACACGCCAAAGAGAAACAGCUGAGAGAGCAUUUCAGGGGGGAAGACCUGGAAAAAGAGUUGAUCGAGAUGUGGAGAAAAGAAGAGGACAGAGCAAGAGAGGGUGCAGAGAAAUACCUCUGCAAGAAUUCCUACUUUUGGACUUUCAUUCUCUUCCUGGUAGGAAUAGCACUGCUAUGUUUCUAUUUUAAGACACCAGUUGAGUUGAUUCUGGUGGUAUUUUUGAUUUUGAUUGUGAUUGUGUUUUUCCUCAAGAAAUGGUUUAUUCGUCCAGCUAUAUCAGGAAGAAAUCCACAGCUUUUUAAGAAAAGGCAAUAGGAUUUAGUGUGUUUUGAGAUAGUGAAGCUCAUCCAGAAUGCAGUUGCAUGAUUGGUCGCUCACUUGCUCACUUGACCCAUGAAACCGUUCAACAAAAACCCACCUGUUUGCUAUCCUGACUUCAAAAUGCUGGAACGAUUUCCCAUUGGCAUCAGGACAGCAGGAAGUCUACACAUCUUCCGUUGCAAACUAUUUCAACUUUACCUACGCUUAAUCAAGGAUUUAGUAUAAAAAAAGGGUUCAGAGAAUGAUAUACACCUGACUUCCUACAUUUACAUUAGAUAAAAAAACAAAUAAACCAGUAUUCAGAAUUUGAAACGGCAUAUUCAGAUUUUGGCCAUGUGUAUCAUUUUCUGAUAAAGAUGUGUGCGAAAUGACCAUAUUUAUCAAGUUUUAGGAGGGUUCGUUGGUGAUGUAUUUAGUGAAUUUGGAAUAUGCAUCUUAAUAAGGGAUUUUUACCGCUUUUGCAACACAUCGCAGCGGCAACUUUUUCAGAAGGUGGUUGAUCAAAGAGGGAUUUGCGUUCAACUGGUCGAUACAAGGGCCCCACCACUCAUUCAGUUAAUCGGAAUUUAAUAUUAAUCCGAACUAUUGCAAGAGCCGAGUAUAAUGACAAAAACUAUAUAUGUUGUGUUUGUUUAAAUAUUCAUUAUCAGUGGGCUAAUUAGUUAUUAAGUCUCUAAUGGAUGUUCAACUAUUGCUGCUGAUUUUUCUUUCAGUUUUUUUAAACAUGUUUGAUUUUCCCACUUCCUUGUCUAUCACAUAUAACCUUAAAGAGAGCUAGCUAAUCAUAUAUUAUGUUUAAGGUGGUAUUUUGUGUCAAAAAUAACUUCUGGGUGUUAAAUCUGGGUGUUUUGUGAUUAUAAUGCAGUGUGCAAUGUGACUGUAAAUAUGAUGGGAUGGCGACCUCUGGUGGUUUCUUUAACACAUUAACAUGACAUCGGACCAGUCAGUUUGAGUCAGUUACUUAGUUGUUUCUGUUUACUUUCCUCUGUUUUGGAACAGCAGUGGUAAGACACUCUUUUCUGAUUUCAUUUUGUCAAUGCUUAUUCUGGUGAUUUUCUUUUUUUUUAACAAAUGUUCUGAUUUCACGUAAUACAUUUUUGUAAAAAGAAUGUACAUGGACAAAAUAAACAGACAUACUUUCAGA